This is a messenger RNA of Aphanomyces invadans, 624 nucleotides long. RefSeq lists its product as hypothetical. The coding region runs from base 52 to 441 and encodes 129 amino acids. NCBI's taxonomy places the organism in Eukaryota, Oomycota, Saprolegniomycetes, Saprolegniales, Verrucalvaceae. The record is from RefSeq and is a predicted model, not a curated record. The transcript has a single exon.
GCACGCACUGGGGGCAUUUUGCAAUCGUCUACGUGAGAAAUUGCGCCGACCAUGCCUUCGACGUACAUGACUUCGUGCGCAAUGAUGGACUGCAGGCGGUUUGCCAAACACCGAGGCAUGUGCCUCUCCCACUACCGAGCUUGGAUCCACCUGCAGCAGCACAACCAUCACCACCUUGAUCCACAUCCCGUCCCCACGUUGUACACGUCCAUCGCUCGAUCCGUUUCUCCAUCGAUUGCAUCGUCGUCGUCGUCAGGGUCGUCACAAAUGUCUCCCAGGUCGUACCGAGAAAGCUUGGCCAAGGUGCUGGCAGAGCGUCAUCGGCCAAAGGAACCAAGCGAUGCUGACGACCGAGGUGCGGCUCGAAUGGCGACGCUCAAGACACGAUUGAUCCUUCGUGAGCGCCUCCGUCAGCGUGAAAAGGGUCCCGUUCGGUGCUGAUGGGAGGCUGGACCAAACUACCAUAGUUUCGAGUAGAGAUAUUUAACGAGCACGGUGCCAGGGAUCGCUGGAAGAGUUGCGCUCGCGUACGAAAUCACAUGAAGAAUGUCGCAUCUCCCAUCCUCACGAGGAAAUGCGGCGAGAGGAGCCACAGUAUGCAGUAGAAGAUCUCGUGCACCUUGC